This is a messenger RNA of Peronospora belbahrii, 1035 nucleotides long. Lineage: Eukaryota; Oomycota; Peronosporomycetes; Peronosporales; Peronosporaceae. The record is from the annotation of a GenBank genome assembly.
AUGAUGUCUAGUCUGGACAAUCCGACUCCUAAUACUCAUCCUCAUUAUUCUCCUAAUCCGAACGAAUCGUCAUCGUCCGAUGAUCUCAAGUUUAUCACCGAGCGAAGUGAUGAGGAUUCGAAUGCAGAUGCAUUUCCACAACAUGAAGAAUGUAUUGCUGUUCUUACUAUGAAAUGUGGUGAACCUCUUAUGGCCGUACGUAAGAAAUUACACGAUGAGAUUGCCAUUCCAUUUAUUCCAGAUGAAGGUUUUGGUGUUUUUCAAAGUAAAGUGGAACGUCAUUACAGUAAAUUAGGACCACAUUAUCUCCAAGAACGACGAGCCAUUUAUUUAAAACCAAGUAGUAAUGCAACGCAAUCCAAGUAUGUGCAAUUAACAAAAGAGAAUUUUGAUCCAUUACUACGUGUACGUUGGAAAGUUGCACGUAGUAUGAAAGUGGAACUCAAGUAUGAAGUGUUUUGUUACUUUGUGGAUAUUACAACCAAGAAAGAGAAGAAGAGAUUAUCCAUGAAGAUGUUUCAACAACAACAGCAGCAGCAACAGCAACAACAGCAUCAGCAGCAGACACCAGAGCAUAGUGUCGAGACAACCAUUGUGACAAAUGGAACCACUGUAUCGCCUAAUCCGUCCUUCAUGUCGCCACUUGGUCAGUCUGGAGGUAAUACAGGAUUUCCACUGAUUUCAAGCUAUGCAGACAUGUCAAUGGAUGGAUCACUCACGCCAGGUGAUAGUGUGGUCAAAGCUAAUGUCAUGAGGACGUCAUUGAACCAAAAGAACGGAGUGCGUGAUGAAUCGAUUCAGGCUAGUGAUCGCCCUAGGAAGGUUGCACGUGGGAAACAACCAUCUGUCAUUGCAGAUCAGCUACCACUGGAUGAGAGUGUUGAGGAACCUGUAUUUCAUACGAUUCCAUUCCGAAUCAAUGGAUUUAUGGUACCACUGGAGGUAGACAUCAAUGCACUAAAACGAAGUUUAGGUUUGCUACAUACGACCCCCGAUGCGCCUGCUGGUGACUUGGACGCGACCUCACAUUUGUAA